UCGAUCGAGGGAGUAACGAGCGUAACGAGGAGCGAGUGUCCGAAAGUCCGAAAGUCGAUUGAGAAAGCCUUAUCUUCUUGACUCGUGUGCCCAGCUCUCGCUGUCUCGCUGUCUCGCUGUCUCGCUGUGUCGUUGUCUCUCCGUGUGUCUUGCCUUUGCUUCCUGCCAUAGCCUGCUUGGUGGACCCGUCCCUCCCUCCCUCCCUCCCUCCACCGCGUCCCAUUAUUUCAGUUGUCAUCCUAUGAUUUCUCCCAAUCUCUUUCCCCCUGUUUGGAUCCAGUUUGGAUGACGUCCGGUUGACACUGGCAUUCGUUACACUACUCACUUGAUUGCCCCUGGGUUUUUGGCCGUUCAAUGGUCCUCUUGGCCCGUGCUGUCUGCCGCUUGACGCUCCGUUCGCUCGCGGCUCCUCCCUCUUGGUUCGGGUCAGCCCUGGCCUUUAGCCGUGCGUCCGCCUGUGCUCGAUAUCGCGGAGUGGUGGCCAAUACUUCGGCUAUCUUGAGCCUGUUUUUGAGCCGGUGCGGUGGGUUGUCCCAGAGUUCCAUGAGUUUGACCAGGGCGUCUAGUGAGAGUGAGAGCAAUAUGACGGAGGCGGUGAGCCAAAGGGUGGAGGACGUCAUCCAGUCGGCCUCGGAUCAGCGACAAUAUCGCGCUUUGAAGUUGACCAAUGGUUUGCGAGUGAUGCUGGUGUCCGAUCCGGAGACGGAGAAGGCCGCCGCCUCGCUCGAUGUCCAUGUGGGUCACAUGAAGGAUCCCCGAGAACUCCCGGGAUUGGCCCAUUUCCUUGAGCAUAUGCUCUUUAUGGGCACCAAGAAGUUUCCCAACGAGAACGAGUACAGCAAGUUUCUGAACCAACACGGCGGGUGCUCCAACGCUUACACGGCCAGCGACCAUACCAACUUCUACUUUGAUGUGACGAGCCAGCAUUUGCCGGGGGCGUUAGACCGGUUUGCCCAAUUCUUUCUCGAGCCGCUCUUCACCGAAGAUGCCACGGAACGCGAGGUCAAGGCGGUCAAUUCCGAGCAUGACAAGAACGUGGCGUCUGAUUCUUGGCGCUUGCGGCAAUUGCAGCAACAGUUCUCGGAUCCGGAGCACGACUUCAACAAGUUUGGUACGGGCAAUUUGGACACCUUGUGGAACGGACCCCGAGAGAAAGGACUUGAUGUCCGGCAGGCCUUGCUCCAAUUCCACGACCAAUGGUACUCCAGUAAUAUUAUGACCUUGUGCGUUUUGGGACGAGAAACCCUGGACGAGUUGGAGAAAUUAGUCGUGCCCCUCUUCGCCGGCGUGGUCAACAAGGAUCGGGAGGUGCCGUUUUGGCUGGAUCACCCGCUGCGGGAUCAAGAUUGUGGACAAAUUACGUACGUGGUGCCCAUCAAAGACUUCCGCGAUAUGCAUGUUGUCUUUCCUAUUCCUGAUUUGCGCCCGCACUACAAAUCUGGACCUAGUCAUUAUGUGAGUCACUUGAUUGGCCAUGAAGGCGAAGGAAGUUUGCUGUCGCUAUUGAAACAAAAAGGUUGGGCCAAUUCCUUGUAUGGUGGACCGAAGAACGGGUCCAAAGGCUUCGCUUUCUUUAUCAUCAGUUUGGAACUGACUGAGGAGGGACUCGAACAUACGGACGAGAUUAUUGGACUGGUUUUUCAAUACUUGAAGAUGCUGCGGGAGGCUGGCCCGCAGAAAUGGACUUUUGACGAGAGCAAAAGCAUCAACGAUAUGAGAUUCCGAUUCAAAGACAAAGAGAGUCCCAUCAACUACGUGGAGUAUGUGGCCCAAAAUAUGCAAUACUUCUCUUUGCCAGAAGUUUUGUACGCCGACUACGACUUAUCCGAGUGGAAACCUGAAUUGGUGGAUAGGGUGCUGGAAAAUCUCGUGCCUGAAAAGACACAAGUGUCCAUCUUAUCGCAAAAGUUUACUGACAUUGCCACUCACACGGAAAAAUGGUAUGGCACCAAGUAUCACACCGAACCCAUUCCGCAUGAGAAACUUAACCGUUGGACCAACGAACCCGUUGAUCCCGCCCUUCGCCUACCUCCGCCUAAUCCGUUUAUUCCGACUGACUUUUCACUGGCUCCUAGAGAAGAAACCAACCUACCUCAUCCUGUCAUCAUCAAAGACACGCCCUUGUUCCGAGUUUGGUUUAAGCAAGACGAUCAAUUUCUCUUGCCCAAGAGUUGCAUCUACUUUGAGCUGCGCUCGCCCAUGGUUUAUCUGGAUCCUCAUCACGAUAACAUGACUCGCAUGUUUGUCCGCUUGCUCCAAGAUGACCUGAAUGAGUUUGCCUAUGAUGCCGAACUGGCGGGUCUCAAUUAUCGUAUUAACAACACGAAAGCCGGCCUCAAUCUGUCCAUUAAAGGCUACAACCAAAAGCAAAGCGUCUUGUUGGAAAAGCUUGUUUCUCGUAUGGCCAAUUUCAAAAUCAACCCGGAUCGUUUCAAACUCUUGAAAGAAUCGUACGUGCGAUUGUUGAAGAAUUUUGACAUGGAACAGCCACAUCGGCAUGCUGUCUACAAUAGCUCAAGUGUUCUAGUGGAUAGAAUCUGGAUGACCAAUGAGCUUGUUCAAGUAUUGGACGAACUGACCAUUGAGGCUGUUCAGGACUUCAUUCCCAGGUUCCUUGCCAAGUUGCAUAUCCAGUCCUUGAUGCAUGGAAAUAUGACAGAGGCGCAAUCCUUGGCUUUGGUUGAUCUGGUCGAGCGAACUCUUCAGAUAAAUGGCUCGGUACGUCCGUUACUCAUAUCACAAAUGGUGAGAGAUCGUGAGCUUCAAUUGGAAGCUGACACUCACCAUAUUCUCACCAAGGAGAAUCACUUCCACAAGAGCUCUUGCAUCGAGGUCUAUUUGCAAUGUGGAGAAGUCACUCCCAAAGAAAAGAUGAUCAUGGAAUUGUUUGCCCAUCUCAUUAAUGAGCCAUGCUUCAACAUUCUUCGAACUCAGGAACAACUGGGCUACAUCGUCUGGAGUGGGAGCCGACGGCAAUGCGGUGUUCAAGGCCUAAGAUUCAUCAUCCAAUCCGACAAGCACCCGAACUACCUUGACGACCGCAUCGAAUCCUUCUUGGCCUCCGUCCCAAAACUGUUGGAGGAUAUGUCGGAAGAGGAUUUCAGUGCCAACCGAACGGCCUUGAAGGAGAAGAUCCUGGAGAAGCCCAAAAGGCUCUCGUCCUUGUCCUACAUGUACUGGGCCGAAAUCGUAUCGCAACAAUACAACUUCGACCGUGACAACAUCGAGGCCACCGAACUGGACCAAAUCACGAAGAGUGAAGUUCUUCAAUUCUUCGAGAAAUAUUUCAGUCGCUCAGCACCCAGGAAGAAGUUGUCUUGUCACAUCAUUUCCAAAGCAGAAGGUGGGGCUGGAUUGGACCAUCAAACCACUGAGGAGAAAAGGGAACGCGCUCAAUCCAUCGACGAUUUGCUCAUGUUUAAAUCUAGCCGACCUUUACACCCGGUCCCCAAACCGUUUGUGGCUCCGGAGAACUUCUUGAAAGCCAAGUGUAUGAAGUGAUUUUCGAAUUGUUAGUACAUUCAGCCGUGGAAACAAACCAAUUGAGUGAGUUGUAUCAUCGUUAUCUCAGAUUGUGACGUUUUGAAGACCUAACCUAUCGUACUGAGUUGUGUUGAGUAACAUUGAAUUGAUUAUUUACUAGACACGAGAUCAAGAAGAGUCUUAAAGACAAGAUAACGCUCGACAUUUGUCUGUUGUAUUUACUCAUGUAAACGCAAAUAAAAUGAAUUCUUUCUGAGUCGA
Messenger RNA from Tigriopus californicus, 3744 nucleotides. It is a transcript of the gene Ide, whose product is annotated as insulin-degrading enzyme-like. The record is from RefSeq and is a predicted model, not a curated record. The coding region runs from base 355 to 3501 and encodes 1048 amino acids. The transcript has a single exon. Gene Ontology annotation, biological process: peptide catabolic process. Gene Ontology annotation, molecular function: metal ion binding; metalloendopeptidase activity. Lineage: Eukaryota; Metazoa; Arthropoda; Copepoda; Harpacticoida; Harpacticidae. Gene Ontology annotation, cellular component: mitochondrion; cytosol.